AAAGAAUAUGGAGACAAGAACCGGAUGUAGAUGUUGACAUCCGGGCUCUUCGAAGCCAAAUAGCUACUGGUUAAUGCCAUUAUUUUAAAAUCUAUUUGUAUUUAGAACAUAUAAAAUCUCUUUUUUAAACAAAAAUGAUUAAGGCAAUCUUAAUAUUCAAUAACCAUGGCAAACCUCGCCUCAUCCGUUUUUAUCAAUAUUUUGCAGAGGAUAUGCAACAGCAGAUUAUUCGGGAAACCUUCCAUUUAGUGUCAAAGAGAGAUGACAAUGUUUGCAACUUCCUGGAGGGAGGCAGCCUCAUCGGCGGCUCGGACUACAAGCUGAUUUACCGUCAUUAUGCCACACUGUACUUUGUUUUUUGUGUGGACUCAUCUGAGAGUGAACUUGGCAUUUUGGACCUUAUACAGGUCUUUGUGGAGACAUUGGAUAAGUGCUUUGAAAAUGUGUGUGAACUGGACCUCAUAUUUCACAUGGACAAGGUCCAUUACAUCUUGCAGGAGGUGGUGAUGGGAGGCAUGGUGCUCGAAACCAACAUGAAUGAAAUUGUAGCUCAGGUGGAGGUACAGAAUCGUAUGGAGAAGUCAGAGGGAGGUCUGUCAGCAGCUCCAGCUCGAGCUGUCUCAGCUGUGAAAAAUAUGAACCUGCCUGAGAUUCCCCGCAACAUUAACAUUGGAGACAUUAAUAUCAAGGUUCCCAGCCUCUCCCCUUUCUGAAUAUAUCUAUUGGAUAUGUUUCCCAAUAACUGGAAUAUGGACUCACAAACUACUGAACAUAUUUCUUCCAUUUACAUAUUGAUGUGUACAAAAGAUAACGAUGGAUUUUUAUUUUGUACAAUGUACUGAAUACUUGAUUUGACACAGUUGCACAAUAAUGGGAUGACUGAGGUUUAAGACUGGUUCUAAUGUAAUGUAUAUUUGUAUGUCACUUUUAUUGAAUGAAACAUUUCCCUAUAUUAGAGUAUAUCAUAACAUAAAUUUAUGUAUUAAGUCAACGCAUCAUCUAAAGUUUUGAAGAUGUUGCUACUUAUUGGGGACUUGGGGGGGUUCCGUGUAAUACGUAACUGUUCAAAUUCUUCAUUUUUAUUUUUCUCUUUCUUAGCUUUCAGUUCUCUUUAUUACAUGUGGGUGAUUUCUAAAAUAAUUUCUGUACAUUUUUCUUCGAUGUAGCCAAAUGUAUGUGCUAAAACAAAUAUAAUAGAAAUGUUCCUUUGAUCAUUUGUUUCAAUCAUUUUCAGUGAAUGUUUAUAAUGUAAAUUAUAUUAAGUUAUCAGAAAUGUAUCAUGGUGUCUAAUCCACAUUCAUUCCACUCAAAUAAAAUUCUAAUUCUUACC
Molecule: messenger RNA, 1330 nt
Organism: Periophthalmus magnuspinnatus
Lineage: Eukaryota; Metazoa; Chordata; Actinopteri; Gobiiformes; Gobiidae
Gene: ap3s2
Product: adaptor related protein complex 3 subunit sigma 2
Exons: 6
Coding region: 135-713 (192 amino acids)
Biological process (GO): intracellular protein transport; Golgi to vacuole transport
Cellular component (GO): intracellular membrane-bounded organelle; membrane coat; AP-3 adaptor complex
Source: RefSeq, a predicted model, not a curated record